AAAAGAAGUAAUAUCAACAGUCCUGAGCCCUGGCUUGGGAGGCGAAUCUAAGAGGUGCGUCUGGAUUUGGCUAAGAGUGAAAAGAGUAUUUUCUUUCCACUGGUUGCUGGCUAAUAAAAGCAAAGGGGUGGAAUACGUCCAACUCGCAAAACUUGAAUACAGUUAGUGCUAUCUGCAAAUGGGUGCCCCUCCCCGCUCAUGUGAGCUGCACAGGCAAAAGAGAGUGACACAUGUGCUGUUUCCUUUUCCAGUUGUAAAGGGGUCAGGAGCCCAGCAAGGAGAGUCUGAACAAGAGCAGCAUUUUCCCGUGCUCUUCCAGCUGUUCUGUUCAAUCCCGCCGUCCCUUCUGAGCAGGGAAGAGAGACUGUCAACACAAGGCAUUUUUCAAAGGCGUAAAUUAUGAGUUACCAAAACAAUGCGACAUCUCUACCACAUGGAGAUACCAAGAACUCUCGGGUUGAAACAGGUGUGGCUGUUACUGGAGGUGUGAUUGCUGCAGUGGUAUUUGUCCUCAUUUGCCUGGUGGUUGUGGUGCUCCGAUACAUGUACAGGCAUAAGGGCACUUACCACACCAACGAGGCAAAAGGAACAGAGUUUGCUGAAAGCGCAGACGCCGCUUUGAAAAAUGACCCUGCUCUCCAGGAAGCAGUGGAUGAGAGCAAAAAAGAAUAUUUCAUCUGAGAGGCAAGGAUUUCCUUGGAGAUUUCCCCAAGGGAACCAGUCAGAAAUACUACAUCAACAGAAGCACUGAGAGGGAUAAUAUGAGGACAGAGGCAAGCAUCCUAAUUGAAAAGUACCUCUUUUCUUUUUUUGACAUUGGAUUGUUUCUUUUCCUCCACCCAUGAAGAACUGAAUGCCAGAUACUUGCCUGCUGAUUUUAUUAGCAACACAGCUGGUCUCAGUUGAAAUCAAUAUCAGAUAAGAAGAAACAAAAUCUCAGUAUGAGUGAUACACCAAAACCAGAUAAUGAUAGCAAAUGUCAAGCCUUGACAUUUGGUGAAAAUAGCAGAUGCCGAUGGAAAACAUCCUCUUAGAGUUAAUGAUGCAUCCUAUGCUGAUAUUAUACAGAACUACCUGAAAUUGAGUUUCAAAUGGUCACAAAACAAACAUUAAACUAGAUAAAGCUGAGGUAGCUGGAACAAAAACAGCUCUGUAGUCCAGAUAUCUCCCCCUUCCCCUUAAAUGUGCAAUUUUAUGGGCACAGGGGAGAUUGUUUUGUUUUUUGAGGGAUUUAGAUUGGGAAUUUUUUUUGCAUUUUUAGAAUUUUAUACAUAUAAAAGUCAAAGACACUUCAAAGAAAUAAAACUGCUGAAAAACAUGGAAAAUCUAAGAAUGAAGGAUUUAUUUCUAACUUGCUCUGCAUGGCAACUUGCAAAUUGCAAAAUGUUGGAAUUGAUAGCGUAGGAUUCAAUAGUACAUGUACAAAUUUGAUUCCAAUUAGUUGUUAGGUUUCCUGCAUGCAUGCAUAAAUAGAUAGAUAUUAAAAGGUAAAGCAUCUUGUUUUGAGCAGGCAUUUUGAAAUAAUGGAGCUCAGCUAGAUUUUUUUCAAGUAAGAUAUUUUUUGCCUGAGUAUUUAUUUAUUUAUUUUGCAUUGGAAAAUUCUUUUGAACACGUGCCAAUAGGAUUUUGGAUUUUUACAGGGGGAGGAAUUCAGUUCUGGCACAGAUACCAAUGAAUCUUUUACAAAUUCCACCACAAAAUGCCACUCUAAGGGUUCAUCUGAAUCCCACUGGAUUGUAUUGAUACCUCCCUCUGUAUGGCCUCUAUACAUCCUUUGCAUUGUGCUAGAUAUGAGAAUUACACCCACUACCGAUGCUUUAAUAUAAACAAAUAAACAAAUUAGUCGUGGUGGGUCACAUGAAAAGAUUUUGUUCCUUGCCUAAGAAUCAACAGAGAUGAGUUUCUUUACCCCAGUAAGCUGUCUUCCUAAUUUAAGCCUAUGAUUAGCUCCAGAAAUAGGAUAAUUGUUCUCUGCACCUGUUCAUCCGCAGCUGCGAUGGUGCCCUGGACUACUGAAAAUAGAAGAGGAGGAAUACGUGAUAACAAACAGGACACUGAUGAGCUCUGCUCAACUUGAUAGGCUUUUUCCUGUGUUUUGAUCUAUACGUGUGUGUGUGUGUGUGUGUGUGUGUGUGUAUAUAUAUAUAUAUGUGUGUAUAUAUAUAUAUAUAUAUAUAAAGUCACCUACAACUGUGCUUUCAAGACAUUGUUGCUGAUCAUGCAUACUCACUUCUUGGCACUGAAAACUUGGAAAACUCGGAAAACUCCUGGACUCCAGCAUAUCCCAUUCAGUGCUGGCCACAUAAAUGCUACAGAGAAGACAGAUCCUAACAAGAAAAGACACUGAGGACCCAAGUGGAGUUGGUGAAGAAAUGGGAUAUUUUUGUCUGUUCGAUCACAAUCUCGGUCUUUUCUGAGUACCUGCAGGAGAUGGACUCUGAACUAUCCUUAGAAUCCCAAUAGCUUAAAUUUUGGCUAAUCCUGUAUGUUUGCAUUUUAACCAAAGAAUAACAAAAUUGUGCCAAAUUUACUAAAUGCUUAAGAUAUUUUUUCAUAAUAUGCUGUUGCACAAGCACAUUGUAUUUUGUGUCUAGUACAGUAUAAAAUGAUAACCCAGCACUAGCAGAGCUCAUAUAUUUUGGUAUUAUGCACUUGAUUAUUUCCUUCUAAAAUACAUUACUAUUUUAAUGUUUUUACUACUUUUGAAAAAAGAAUCUGGCUUCAUUUUUCUGAGACAAGUUUUGGCAGAAAUUUACUAAUCUUAGCUGUAACACUGAGUCUGUAAAACUGAAGAUUCAUCCCUGACCUUCCAGUUGAAUAAAAAAGUAAAUAUUUCCCCUGAUGAGAGGGGUAAAUGGGGUGACGAGCUCUUGUCACAUCUCUCACACAAGGUGCAGGAACACCCGGAAACUUUCCUUGAAUGCUAGCAGGAUCUACAGAGGAGUGCUAGCCUUUUUCAGCACCUUCUGUCCCCUUUCUUAUAUCCACACCCACAUGAUCUAGGCUUGGCUGUUGAAGACUAUUUACUUAAUUGAGUUUUAUUUGAUACUAUCCAGGUGACGGGCUGGAACAAGUUUUCUUCUAAGUCGUCAGGAUCACUCAGGUGACUUAGGGCAAGGUGGGAGAGACUGGCAGUAAAUUCCUUCCUCUUUUCCCAGUCAUGAAAUUCUCCAUUUUUUACAACAUUAGCCUGCUGGUUAUAAUUAGACAACUGUGAGAUACCUAAACAGAGGCAGAAGAACCUGCGUCUAUGUCUCUCUCUUUUUUUUUUCUUUUUUUUUUUUGCGGGGCGGGGGGGGGGGUUGAUUGUUUUUUAAGUUAUAGUGUGGACAGAGCCAAACAACUCAUGUUCAGUGAUGACAUCUCAACUAUAGAGGCCAGAUUUUCUGGUGAUAUAAAAUGAAUUCAGUGGAGCUCAGCCAAUUCUUACCAGUUCAGUCAGCCCCACACUUUGUGUUAUUGCCUCCCCUAAAUCUGAACUGAAUGCAACUACUGGGCUUUGACUAUUUCCCUUCUUGGUAGCUUAAUUAAAUCUCUUUAUCCCAUUUUCCCUAUUCUCCUAGGCAAACAAACUGUCCAAGCAUACAGCAACAGCUUCCCAAUUAGUAAUGAGCCAGUAUGAAUGUUUGCGGAGCAGUGACUCUGGCAAGAAUGAUAGUUUCAGUUAGUUUAUUUUUUCCAGUGUCCCUUUGGGUUCCAGGACUUUGCGAAUUUAGAAAUGACUAAAGCACACUGAACAGAGAGUAGAGUUGGUUUGUGAGGAUUUUUUGUUUAUUUGUCUUUUUCAGGACAAAUUUUGCUUUGUAAUGGAGAGAACUCAUGACAUCUAAUGACUGGCAGAGCUCUAAUGGCCUGAUCCUGCUAUUUUUUGCUCAUACAAUAACUCUAGUGUCUUGAAUCAUUCAAUUUAGCUGUAAAAGAGUGCACUAUAAACUUCCUAUAACUUUUAGGGCUAAUUAGCAAAACCUCCUUCUGCAAGCCACAUGCUGUGCUAAAACAAACACUGUGUGCAACACUGAGAUGUCUCAGGUGACAGCCAUAGCUUUUAAUCAACAAUGAUUAAUUGAUUUUUAACAAUUUCCUUCCUGAACAGGAGAAUUAAGGAAACUGUUCCUUCCCCCACCACUAGACUUUUAUCCUCAGUGCCUCCAGUGCUGUAUCCCCAGUUGUCCUGCAGCUCUCAGGUGACCCAUCUGCCCAACAGCACCUGCCCUGCUACCUGGGCAGGCUCCCCAGCUGCCUUUGCAUGGCAUCACCAUGGCAGUUCCUUCACAGGGCCCCCACGCCUCCGGCACACACGCUCCCUGUCACCACCGUGAUGUCUUCAGCUGCUCCCACACUCCUCCUUUGCCACCUUACUCUUUUCAUCCGGUAGCUGGACACAUGCUGCAGUUGGACUGAUGCAUACACUGACUAUUCAGUCAACCAGUAUCUCUGCAGUGAAGCACAGGCAGGAUAAAAAAUAUAAGCUUGGCCAGGUUUUUUUUUGAAUCAGUAGAGGCACUGACUUUGUCCCUCUCCACCACUCAAGACCUAAUUUUCACAGAGGAGGUUCAGACCUUCAGUCCUGUGCCAGAUUUCAUCAAAACUGACCAGCGAGUUGAACAGAGGAGACUGAUUUAUAGAAUGAUGGCAUAUGCCAUGUUUUCACGGAAAACAGGGCUAAAAAUAGUACUGCAAGCUCUCUAGUUAGUUAAAUUUAGUGCUAUAAACCCCUGGUGUUCAGUAAACAAGGGAGCACAAUGACGAUCUCUCAAGCAAAUCAGUUUUGUCUUGAUGCCCUAAUGCUCUGUGAAAGCCUGUUUAAUACCACUUUGCAUAAAAAGUCACAGGUCUCUGUGCCCAAGUCAUUUUUCAGUGAUGUACAGGAAGACUUUGCAUCAAAUUGACCAAUAUUUGCUGGGCUUGGAAGGGAGAGGAUUAAUAUGGUAUUGUAGGAACACAGGACAUUUUUAAAAAUAUUUGUGGAAAUGAUGAGAGUUAAACCUAACAUUUCUGACGAUAUUGGUGAGCUUUAAGAGUAGGGCCUUGGAGCUUUCAGAUUCUCUCACUCAAAAAAAUCAUUGUUUGCAAAGGGAAAUUAAUUUGCUUUUAAACUGUCUUCUAGUCAACAUUAAGUAAGCCUUGAAAACAGAUUACAAAUACUUCAUAUUCUACCAUUGUGCCUUAACCUCAGGAACUGUAUUUCUUCUAACUUUUGGAGGAGUCUUGUACUGUCUUCCUCUGCGCAUAAAAACUGGUGCCUUACCAAUGCCAGCUCCUGUGGCAGCAGUACAGCUCAGCAGAGUAAUCCUGUCCAGAAGCGGUCAGUCCCGACAGUGUAUCUGACUACCCAUUUUUGGACCUGGUACUCAUUUAUUUCUAGGGCUUGGCCACUAUCAUUCCAGAUGUUCCUGGGGGCCAAUCUGCCAUUGCACAUUAAUGUAGUCCUGGGAAGGAUUUAAACAGCUACUACUCAAGGUAACUAUGUACAUAUUUUCUUUUUAGAAAAACAGGACCAAAUCACUUUCAGGGACUAUUAAAAAUAAUACCAUAGGAUCUCUCAGAACCAUCAAUGUUGAUUUUUCAUUUAAAUCAAGUCUAGGGAUCACUGGGGGAACAGCAGGAAGGGAGAAAAAAAGGACUCUUCACUUUCAGCAGGGAAUGCAGAAAAGGUGCUGAAACAUUUAUAGAAAGAUAAGUGGGGAAAAAAAUGCUAGCUAGGGACUGCCAAGCCUGCAAGGAUUCCUCACAGAAUACUGGAAGGGCUGAGACAAGAUGUAAAUCAGUAAAAAGAUAAAGAAGGAGAGAAGGUAAUUAAAUGCCAAUAGAGAUGGAGAGGAGUUUUGCAUCAAGCAAAACAUAUUGCUGCUUGGAGAAAUCAAAGUGUAGGUAACUGCUGACAUCAAAUUUCUUUGAAUUAUAUGAGGUGUUUGAAUUCCUUGCAUGUGCCAGUCCAAUCAAAAAAUGCUGGUAAAUACACACCAAAAUAUUACCCAUGUUAAAUGGAUUAAGAGCUGUUUAUAACAUUUUUCUAAAAUCUCACUUCUGCACAUAAAAAAGCUUUGUGUGCUUAGAAAAUGCACAAGCAUCACAGCAGCAGUGUAAAUAAGACAGAAAAAUAGAGGACUCCUGAACAAGCAGUGAACACACAUCUGAGGUCUAGAAAUUCAAGUAGUGGAUAAAGGAAGCUAAAGGUAUCAAAGAAGAAGGAUCAAUGGCGAGUAAAAAUUCUAACUAUAGUAGAAAGAAAUGAAAUCUUUGUAGUAGUAGAGGUCCUUCACUAGUUCAGGAUGGUAAUGCUGUCAGUGACUGGAAAUAAGGCAUCCUCAUUCUACGCAACUGUUCCCUGUGCAGCUGGGAUAAAACCCCACUAAAUUCAGUGGGACAUGAAUUUCACUGACGGUAUUUAUCCUUCCUGCAAAGAUUAUAUUCCCACCCAUUUCAGAAAGAAACACACUAAUCAAGGUAGAAGUCUUUAUAAGGGCUAAUCUUUCAGCAGUCUCAUGUUUUCACACCCUUUUCUUCUGUUUCAAACUGUAUGUAUUACGGGAAGUAUCUGAGAUACUGUAUUAAAGUCUGGUUGAAUGGCUUGAAUGGCAGCACUGCUAUGACGAGAAGAGAGAACACAGAGCAUUCAAAGCUUACUGAUGUUGCAUGUUAAAGCUGACUAUGAUGUUUUUAUUUACCAAAGCUAUUGAUAUACUGCUGGAAUAAAUCUACUAUAUUUUGAAUUGAGAAAAAAGCUAAAAUAUGAAGAAGCAAAUAACUUUAUAAUUAAAGUUGUCAUUUGCAGCAUUUAAAAGACUGUUCUCAUAUUUUUGUUGUCUUUUAAAAUACCUUGAACUUUUAGAAUUAUGAAUUAUGUUGUUUUUUUAAGAGUGUAGAUCAAAAAGGAAGUAGUAGGCUGGAAUUUUUAUUAAUAGAGCAUGCAAACCCAAAUAGAUAUACUGCUGGUGUUUGUAUUUAAAAGGGAAGAGAAGCUUUUGAUAGCUCUAAGAAGGAGUCAAACUUCAAAUAAGAAAUCAAAGAAUAAUUCUCUCUAAAAGAACGUUAUCCUGUGGAUGCCAGUGUGGACCUGCACACUGGUCUAUUAUCUGAGGCAUGGUAUUCUGAAAAAGUCCAGGCAGGCUCAUAAAACAUCUAAUGGAUAUUUACUGAUGGAUGGUCUGCCUUACACCCAGCUACUACCAAGUAUGAAUACUUCUGCUUUUUCUUUACGCUUUCCAUACAAUUUCUAUUUUAUCGUAAUACAUGCCUAAUUUAAGAAUAAACAGAGGUAAUAGUAUAAUAUGUAUUGUAACCUUGCCUCCAUCAGCUCCUUUUUCAAAGAUUAUUGCAAUCAGUGGGAAGAAAACAGUGGGUUUUUAGGCGAUAUAUUAUUGCAUCAAAAUGAUGCUUUAAAAUGGUGACAUCACAUUCCCUGGAGGGUGGUAGACCACCUAAGUUUUAAUAUCCACAUGUGGAGAAGUUGCAGUAAGAACAGCUUUUGCCAUGGGGCUUUCAUGUGCCACAAGGCUUUGAUGUGUAGGACUGUUGUGAAUCCAGCAAUGGCCAUAUGGUUCAUUAGCAAUGUUCUUGCUGGGAUGACAAGCUGUAGGGUAAGAUGGUUGAAGAAUACCCACUAGUUCCUCCAUUAUUAGCUAGUGCAUUAUGGAAAUUCAGCCUUGACUAAUGGGACUGUGUUCUCGUAAGUGCUUCAGCAGCCAAAAUGUGUGUUGAGUGGUACUGAUAUCAAUGGGACUGCGUGGUAUGUAAUUACAUGGAGCUUGGUCAUUGGCUUGCUGUUUGUUUGCCAAGAAUUAAUGAAAGUGUGUUGGCAUCAAAUUCAUCCUUUAUGGAUGACCACUAGUUCAACAAGCUUACAGCAGAAACAAAGGACAGAGCAAAGAAAAAACACCAAAAAAGGGAAAUACCUGAAAAUAACAGUGUUCAACAAUAUGUGCCACCAAAUAGCUAUAUAAUUCAACCCUUGAAAAUUAUAUAAGUCACAGAAUUAAAGUGCACCCGUUAGGAUUUCCCACCAGCCCAUGGCUAAUUCAGAAGCAACAACUUACACAUAUAUAUGAUUCGCUUCACACCUCUUCUAUCAUCUGUGCUGGAAUGAGAGCCUCGGUACAGAAAGCUCUGAUGGCACCAGUUAAGAAAAAGGUCCAGACUUUGCAAUGAUGAACCAGCUUCCCAGCAAAGCUUUCGAAUAACAUUUUAUUUCAGCAAAAAAAAAAGAAAGGAGUAACACCCAAAUCUUCUGCAGCCAGUCUUUGUAGGGCUGUAUGCAGAGAGGUUUUCUGGUUCCUGAUGUUUGGCUAACAACCAGGAAGUUUUGAGUGGUCUCUCAGUUUCCAGUAUCUUGGAAAGAAAGUAUCUAAUCUCCCAGGAGGAUUGCUAGCAGAUUGGUCUGAAAGCCCUUCUCAAUUUGACGUAUGGAUAUGCUGAUAAAACACAACUCAACACCGUAUUCUCAGUUACUGGCAACAAUCAUCUUUAUCCGUUCUAACACCUAACAGAGUGAUCAAUAACAUUUUAAUAAAAUUUGCUGUAAGUCGUAUUUAACUCAAGUAAGAUUUUGUAUUGUAUUUCUAUUAAAUUACACUUUCUGCCAUU
Messenger RNA from Dromaius novaehollandiae (emu), 8583 nucleotides. It is a transcript of the gene GYPC, whose product is annotated as glycophorin C (Gerbich blood group). The transcript has 3 exons. Bases 400 to 681 code for a protein of 93 amino acids. The record is from RefSeq and is a predicted model, not a curated record. Gene Ontology annotation, cellular component: cortical cytoskeleton; membrane. NCBI's taxonomy places the organism in Eukaryota, Metazoa, Chordata, Aves, Casuariiformes, Dromaiidae.